Messenger RNA from Cyclopterus lumpus (lumpfish), 4210 nucleotides. It is a transcript of the gene kcnab1a, whose product is annotated as potassium voltage-gated channel, shaker-related subfamily, beta member 1 a. Gene Ontology annotation, cellular component: cytoplasm; voltage-gated potassium channel complex; extrinsic component of cytoplasmic side of plasma membrane. The record is from RefSeq and is a predicted model, not a curated record. Gene Ontology annotation, biological process: transmembrane transport; negative regulation of delayed rectifier potassium channel activity; potassium ion transport. The transcript is spliced from 14 exons. Gene Ontology annotation, molecular function: transmembrane transporter binding; voltage-gated potassium channel activity; potassium channel regulator activity. NCBI's taxonomy places the organism in Eukaryota, Metazoa, Chordata, Actinopteri, Perciformes, Cyclopteridae. The coding region runs from base 1 to 1194 and encodes 397 amino acids.
AUGCAGGUGUCCAUCGCCUGCACGGACCACAACCUGAAGAGGGGGAAUGGGGACCACGGCAAGCAGAGCGCCAGCAGCCCCAACGUGGUCAACCAAGCCAGGGCCAAGUUCCGCACCGUGGCCAUCAUCGCUCGCAGCUUCGGCUCCUUCACCCCGCGGCACAUUUCACUCAAGGAGUCCACGGGGAAACACACGGGCAUGAAGUACAGGAACCUUGGAAAGUCAGGACUCAGAGUAUCUUGCUUAGGGCUGGGUACAUGGGUGACAUUUGGAGGGCAGAUAACAGAUGAGGUUGCCGAGCAGCUGAUGACCAUUGCCUAUGAGAGUGGAGUCAACCUGUUCGACACAGCUGAGGUCUAUGCAGGCGGCAGGGCCGAAGUCAUUCUAGGAAACAUUAUCAAGAAGAAAUGCUGGAGGCGAUCCAGUAUGGUCAUUACAACUAAACUCUUCUGGGGAGGAAAAGCGGAGACGGAAAGAGGACUGUCCAGGAAACACAUUAUUGAAGGUCUAAAAGGCUCUUUGCAAAGGAUGCAGCUGGAGUAUGUAGAUGUGGUUUUUGCCAACCGCCCUGACAGCAAUACUCCCAUGGAGGAGAUUGUUCGGGCCAUGACUUACGUGAUCAACCAAGGAAUGGCGAUGUACUGGGGGACGUCUCGGUGGACGGCCAUGGAGAUCAUGGAGGCGUAUUCCGUGGCAAGACAGUUUAAUCUUAUCCCUCCAGUGUGUGAGCAGGCAGAGUAUCAUCUCUUCCAGAGGGAGAAGGUAGAAGUGCAACUCCCUGAACUUUACCACAAGAUAGGAGUUGGAGCGAUGACGUGGUCACCGUUGGCGUGCGGCAUCAUCACGGGAAAAUAUGAAAAUGGCAUUCCUGAAUCUUCCAGGGCUUCCAUGAAGUCAUAUCAAUGGUUGAAGGAGAAAAUAGUAAGUGAGGAUGGAAGGAAGCAGCAAGCCAAGCUGAAAGAGCUCAACCACAUCGCAGAGAAGCUGGGCUGCACUCUGCCUCAGCUGGCUGUUGCCUGGUGUCUUAGAAAUGAAGGAGUGAGUUCAGUUCUCCUGGGAACAUCCAACCCUGAGCAGCUCACCGAGAACCUCGGGGCCAUCCAGGUCCUUCCGAAGAUGACAUCUCACGUGGUGUCUGAAAUCGACCACAUCCUGGGCAACAGGCCGUACAGUAAGAAGGACUACCGCUCUUAGACCAGGCCGGUGGACUUACCGAGCCCUCCUACUCACCUACCUACUUAAGCAUACUGCUACCAUGGACCCACCGCUCAAUGUUUAAGUCCACGGUUCUCUCCUUGGGAACCCACUCAGCUCCAGCCCACUUCAGCCUGGAACAGACCGCCCUGCUCGGCCCAGCGUUGUCCUGCUCAGAUCGGGUUCAUCUCAGGUCCCGUCCAGCUCAGCCAAGAGACGCUUAACAAACUCAGCUUUUUUGCAGCCUCAAAAUGCAACUUGGUCCAGCCGAGUGACUCAAAACGUUGUACCCCUCCCCUCCCCCGACCCAAAGUGUUUGUCUUUCAGCGCCGGUCCAUUUAAAUAUAUCAAUGCAGAGCUUAGUCUUACCCAUGCCCAUCUAGAGCCACACAUAUCGGUUAGAUAGAUAGAUAGAUAGAUAGAUAGAUAGAUAGAUAGAUAGAUAGAUAGAUAGAUAGAUAGAUAGAUAGAUAGAUAGAUAGAUAGAUAGAUAGAUAGAUAGAUAGAUACUUUAUUCAUCCCCAGGGGGAAAUUUGGUUGUAGCAGCAGCCUGCAAGGUUACAGAAAACCACGCAGGGGACUCAUUAAUAUAGGAUACAUAUGCACACAAUUUUACACAUUCACAGUUGGGAUUUGAGCAGGACAGUAUGAAAAGCACUGCAGGACUAUUUCAAGUGAACGUGCCUUGCUCAAGGGCACCUUGAUAGUAGUUGUUGAGUGAGACGGCAACGGUUACUUCUUCCCUCUUCCUACCUACAUCCUCCCGAUGACUCAGACCAUCAGGUCUCCGUCCUCAUCUUUAAUGCCCAGACUUCCACCCACAAGUCAUUUAAUUUGAGCACUAAAUUCAUACUGAGCACAUAUUUUAUUCAUGAGCAUUGCUGUACCACAAGCUGAACACAUCAAUACAAGCACCUUCGGUAGCUUAGGAAAGUAGACACGGAGACGUUUCUAUUUGCAUGACCCCCCCCCUGUGCCCCCCCACAGUCAGUCAGUGCUUUCAUUCAAUUGCUAUGCAGUGCAGCAAAGAAAAUUAGCGUAUGAGCUCAAUCAUCUCACCUCUUGUGUCAGAGGCACACGCUCGAAAAACGUGACGCAAAAUGACUUCUUUCAUGAAAUGUGAGGUCAAGCAAUGACAUCGCUCACAUUUGUUUCAUGAAUGAGGCCUCAGCAAACCACCUCUCUGUUAGCUCGAGUUAGCUCGAAUUAGCUUUAAACUACCAACCAAAUGUACUCAGUCCCAUAUUUAGUAGAGCACAGAAUAGUAUUCACUAGAUAUUAUAAGCUGCAGAUCCUGAGUAUAUUAUCCAACAGGUGCAUGUUUCUCUUGCUAUGGUGUGCCUCGUUACUUUUCUACAAAGCACAUAAUGAAAGGGAAAGGAAAAAAACUGCAAGCUUGUCAACUGUUUGUGAUGUGUGUGAAGCAAAGGAGGGUGGAACAUCAGAGGGAAGCAUGUCGCCCUCGUGUGGUUUCUUUCAGGAACUGCUGCUCUGCUUCUUUCGAUUAUAGAGAAGAGAAAGAACUCUUUGCAAAAGAAGUGGACUAUGUUUCUCUCAGUUGGCGUUCACUGUGGAGACACUAUGGAGAAAAGGACUUAUAUGAAAUGUAUGUUAUGAUUAUAAUAACUGCAACAAUCGCUUGUUAACGGCACAAGGAGGCAGAUAGGCAAGGUUUUUGGAAUGUGGCAAAGAUUACAGUAUUUAUUCUAGACUAGUUAAUAUAUAGAAGUUUAUUUUGACAUUUUGAGAUAUUGUUUGGAGAUCUAUUUAUGUACAUAAAACGUUACGGCAUACCUUGUAACAUAAGCAAAACCCGUAAGAAGCCUCUCGUGCAUAUGAGGACUUCUCAGUACUGUAUGGCAAAUAUAGAUAUGAUGUAAAUAGAGUUAUUUUGUUGUUCCUCUGCAGAAUCACUGCACAAGAUGCCGUGUUUGAAUCCCUCUUCGUCCAUCCUCCUCCAACCUGACUUUACAGAAUUCAUUUCUGGCUCCGGAAAGAUAUUUCACAGAAGUAUUUAUAAGGUCAAUUUAUUUAUUUAUUUUUGCAUCAUGAAGUCAGAUUAUGAACAUUUGUAUAAAUAAUGACAUUUACAGAAGGAGCUUCUGUAAAUAAUGAGCUUCUGUUCGAACUUCAGCAUGGAGCUUGAACCACAAUCUCUAAACCAGGGCGCUCAGCUCUCUCAUGUCGCCUUUGUGCGUUGAUGUUCUGGUUCUUUUUUCCAUCUGGAAAACAAGCCAUCACAGCGAUCAGCAGAGAUGUUGGCCCAGUUCCAGUUGAGUCACUGACUCGUCCUCGGUGUGCACGUGUUGACUUGUAGCUCAAACCCCCACCAGAUCUUGAAUUUCUAAGGAAAUUUCAGCGAGUUAUUUUGUUGAAAUGAAGCCUCAGUGAGCGGUGUUUGGCCUUGGAUAAUGAGUAGACUUUCUUGUGACUAUUUGCAUUGACUUGUUGUUGUAUUAAAAGAAGGCUGACCUGACGACCUUGGCCAUCAUUGUAAUGCAAAGGAUCAUCAAUUUACAAACAAAAAACAUCCAGAAAAGCAUUUGCGUUGCUCUUUUUCUCAUUAAAGACUUUCCUUUAGUUUGGUUGCAAGUCAACAAGCUGAAUCAGUGAGCAUGUUAGACCGCGGCCUGCCGGUGUGUGUGGAGAAGUUCUCCACCCGACAGAGUGCCUUGACUUGAGUCCCACUACCGGAAAAAAACAAAUCAGGGAUGUCUUUCAUUACGAGUUGUUAAAUGGUGUCCGGAUGCUGUCCGACGAACAAAGUAAGAGUACAACAUUAAGUAUAUAUAUUAAGUAUUACCUCAUUGGUUUAAGUAGAGGUAACUUUUUGGAUGUUGACUUAAAGUUAUAGUAUGCAUACCUUUCCCUUAAAAAAGGAUGUGUAGGAUGAUAUAAAAAGAAUCCCUGUCAAUCAUCACUUCAGACCAGCUAGAAGUGUGUGUCUCUGUCCUCGGCCUGUAUUUUCUCUUGCUGUGUUUAGGAAAAUUCUGGGCAUCAGCCAUUGGGCCCCACG